AUGGGCACUUGGGAAGAAUGUGAGCUGCGGCUGAGAGGGAGGGGGAGGGAGCGCGAGUGCGGCCCGCGAGCCGGAGUGCGGCCCGCGAGCCGGAGCGCGGCCCGCGAGCCGGAGUGCGGCCCGCGAGCCGGAGUGCGGCCCGCGAGCCGGCGGUUGCAGAGGGAGCCCGGCCUCCCGCGCCCCGCGCCCCGCCGCUGCCUCCUCUCGGCGCCCGGCACCCGCUGGGCGGCGCGGCACUGCGCUGCGCGGCACUGCGCGGCAGGAGCACCCGACUGGCAACACCCAGCACUUGACUGGCAACACCCAGCACCCGACUGGCAACACCCAGCACCCGACUGGCAACACCAGCACCCCUGCACCCCCCGACUGGCAACACCCAGCACCGGGCCCCGCCCGACUGGCAACACCCAGCACCCGACUGGCAACACCCAGCACCCCCUGACUGGCAACACCCAGCACCCGACUGGCAACACCCAGCACCCGACUGGCAACACCCAGCACUUGACUGGCAACACCCAGCACCCGACUGGCAACACCCAGCACCCGACUGGCAACACCCAGCACCCGACUGGCAACACCCAGCACCCGACUGGCAACACCCAGCACCCCCUGACUGGCAACACCGAGCAGCCGCUGACUGGCAACUGUUCCAGUAGGAACCCUGACAACUGCAAUCCGGGCAACAGAGACACGCAGACUGGCAACAGUGAGUACCCCCAGACUGGCGAUUGCAAUCCGGGCAACAGACACCCCCAGACAGGCAACAGCAAACAACCACAGACUGGCAACUGUCCCAGUAGGAACCCUGAGACUGACAAAGGCCCACCCCAGACUGGCACCAGCCACCCGGGCAAAAGCCACCCCCAGAUUUGCAAGAAUUACCUCCAGACUAGCAGCAAUGCAGGCAACAGAGACUCCCAGCCUGGCAACGGACACCUCCAGACUGGCAUCAGCAAUCUGGAAGGCAGGAACCCUGAGACUGGCAAAGGGGGGCCCCAAACUGUCAACUGCAAUCCGGGCAACGGAGAUCAGCAACCUGGCAACAGAGACGCCCAGACUGACGAUAGCAAUCCUGGCAGCAAAGACCCUGACACUGGCAACGGCAAUCCAGGCAGCAGGGUUCUCCAGACUGGCAAUACUGAACCCCGGGCUGGCAACACAGAUUCCUGGGCUCGCAAUACAGACCCCCCGACUGGCAACACAGACCCUCGGGCUGGCAACACAGACGACAGGGCUGGCAACACAGACGACAGGGCUGGCAACACAGACGACAGGGCUGGCAACACAGGCGACAGAGCUGGCAACACAGACCCCCAGGCUGGCAACACAGACCCCCAGGCUGGCAACACAGACCCCCGGGCUGGCAACACAGACCUCCGGGCUGGCAACACAGACCAUCCGACUGGCAACAAUGCCCCCUGGGUUGGCAACACAGACCCCCCGACUGGCUGCACAGACCCCCAGACUGACAACAAUGACCCCCAGACUGGCCGCGCAGACCCCCAGACUGGCAAUAGCAAUCCGGGCAUCAGAGCCCCUUGGAAUGGCAACAACAAUGCGGGCAAUGGAGCCCCCCGGACUGGCAACAACAAUCUGGGUAACAGAGACCCGCAGUCUGGCAACAGAGACCUCGAGAGUGGCAUUAGCAACCCGGGCAACAGAGACCUCGAGAGUGGCAUUAGCAACCCGGGCAACAGAGACCUCGAGAGUGGCAGUAGCAACCCGGGCAAUAGAGACCCGCAGCCUGGCAACAGAGACCUCGAGAGUGGCAUUAGCAACCAGGGCAACAGAGACGUCAAGAGUGGCAUUAGCAACCCGGGCAACAGAGACAUCAAGAGUGGCAUUAGCAACCCGGGCAAUAGAAACCUCGAGAGUGGCAUUGGCAACCCGGGCAAUAGAGACCCGCAGCCUGGCAACAGAAACCUCCAGAGUGCCAUUAGCAACGCGGGCAACAGAGACUUCCAGAGUGGCAGUAGCAAGCCGGGCAAUCGAGACCUGCAGUCUGGCAACAGAAACCUCGAGAGUGGCAGUAGCAACCCAGGCACUCGAGACCUCGAGAGUGGCAUUAGCAACCCGGGCAAUAGAGUCCCGCAGACAUGCAACAGAGACGCCCAGACUGGCAAUAGCAAUCCGGGCCACGGAGCCGUGCAGCCUGGCAGCGGGAGCCAUGGGUGUGAGGCGGGGGUUGCCGGUGUGGUCAGCACUGGCCGGCACAGCCUGCAGCCCGCGGCAGCUCUCCUCGCCUCCCCAGGGCUAAGCGGCAGGGCUGGGGCGGGCCAGCCUCCCCCUCCGCCUCCGCCGCCUGGCAUGGUGCAAUCUGUGCCGGGCACCCUGCGGGGGGCGCAGGCGGCUCAGGGUUUGGGGGGCACGGCAGUGCUGCCCACCACCUGCCCGCUCCCCAACAGCGGCAAUAGCAACAGCAACGGUAACAGUAACAAGUCUCCCGGCUCCAACACCAACACCGCAGCCACUGCUGGGCAGAGGACACUCACUGCCAUCUCCUCACCACUGGUCAACCAGACCCCAACCCCCACCGUCAUCACUACAUCAUCAUCAUCGUCGUCAAUAUCGCUAGUACACAACCUCCAGAUCCCUCCAGGUAUGGUGCUUGCCCGAAGUGACAGUGGGCAACUAGUGCUGGUCCCACAGAAAGCCAUUGCCCAAGCUCAGGCUAGGGCUCGGGCUCAGGCUCAGGCAUCCGGGACUGCCUUUCCCACAGCGACCUCUAGCAUGACAUCAGUCCGAAUCUCUACUGUGCAGGCCACCGGAGCUCAGAUCAUCGCAAAGCAGGUGAAUCCGCCCAUGGGUCAGCAGGUGAAGUCAGUCACUGUUCAGCAGGUGGCAGAUGCAACCUGCAGUCAUCAGACGGCAGGUGCUGCCCAUCGCAUUACACUGGUCCAGGCUCCCAGUACAGGAGGAGGAACGCCUGUAGCAGUGGUGAGAGCGGGUAUCCCGGCGAGGGCUGUAUCGACGCUGCCCCAGAAACCAACCGUGACACCACCAGAGAGGCCCAGCACCGCCACCGCCACUCAGAGCAACACGUCUCUGGAAACGUUGGAAAAUGUGAAGAAAUGCAAAAACUUCCUGGCUACGUUAAUUAAACUAGCCUCAGGCGGAAAUAACUCCCCGGAAAUGGCCAGUAACGUCAAGGGCUUAGUGCAGAAACUGCUGGAUGGGAAGAUGGAAGCCGAGGAAUUCACGAGCCAGUUAUACAAAGAGCUCAAAUCUUUGCCACAGCCUUACCUUGUGCCUUUUCUGAAGCGAAGUCUCCCCGCCUUAAGGAUUCAGACACCGAGCUCUCAGCUCUUUGUCCAGCAAUGUCUCCAGCAACCGGCAGCUCCGGAUCUCGUCAGGAAACCAGGAGCCCUGUCUGCGGCUAAACCGCUAGGCGUAGUGCGGACUACACUGCCCAUCACUGUAACUAGCCCAUCGCAGCAGCCAAAUCACAGUCCCUUCCAGAAAAUGCAGCAGCCAAAACUCACGCAGACUAUUUCGCCAACUCCGGUGGUAAGAGAAAUGUACAACAGUGUCACAAAGCUGCUUUGCCUAACGCAGGGUGAUCCAACCUUUCGGCUGCUGAAGGCCGGAUGCCCCUAUUUGAGAAACGGCCGCGCCAAUAAAUAUUUUGGGGUUUCCCUUCCGGGGAAACGGAACCUAACAUUUUACGGGUUAUGGAGGGAGAGGGUGGGGGGAGGAACAAAAUCGGCAAAAAAGUUGGACCGCCCUGACAGUCCAGCAGUCUGGAGUUGUGGUCGUGAAGCCACUAGCGAGUGCACUGCCAAAGACUCACCUGGUGACUUUACAGAGACCUCCAACCCACAUCACUGUGCCCGUGUCCUCCCAAAUCCAACUCAGCAAGUUCAAGGAGUUUCUACACCUUCAGUUCUAAAUGUGCCAGCGUUCUCAGGAGCCAGGCAUUCGCUGCAAGCUUCCCCUGCUCAGAGGAACAAAAUGAAAGAGGUCGGAGGCAGCGUUGCUUUCAGGGAUGAGGACGAUAUUAACGACGUGGCCUCUAUGGCUGGGGUGAACAUCUGUGAAGAGAACGCACGAAUCCUGGCCACCAACUCGGAGACGGUGGGCACCAUGAUCCACUCCUGCAAGGACGAAGCUUUCCUUUCCGUGGCAACGCUGCAGAAACGAGUGUUGGAAAUAGGGCAGACGCACGGAGUGAUGGAGGUGAGCUCCGAGGUUCUGAACACCAUCUCACACGCAACCCAGGAGCGCUUGUCAAACCUCGUGAAGAAACUCAACACAAUUGCACAGCAUCGGAUGGUGUCUUAUAAGGAUGAUGUCCAGUACAGCGUUUCGAGCGAUGCCAGGACGCAACUGAAGUUUUUCGAGCAGUUGGAGCGGUUGGAGAAACAGCGAAAGGACGAAGUGGAAAGAGAAACCCUGCUGCGAUUGGCAAAGAGCCGUGUCAGGCAAGAGGACCCGGAACAGAUGAGGUUGAAACAAAAAGCCAAAGAGAUGCAGCAAAUGGAACUUGCACAGAUGCAGCAACGAGAGGCGAACCUUACAGCCCUGGCUGCCAUCGGACCCAGAAAAAGGAAGUUACCCAAUUCCCCGGCACUUGCAGCUGGCAAUGAGGGAGCAAGCGGGGGUGCGAUUGCACUUGGCGGCUUAGGAUCCUCGGUGAUGGGCCGCCUUCACGCCCGUCCGAGGUUAACACGGGUCAAUCUCAGGGAUCUUCUCUUCUGCCUGGACCAGGAGAGGGAAAUGAAGCACUCGCUGCUGUUAUACCGCUCCUAUCUCAAAUAAAAACAAAAUGCCGGCUUCGAGUCCGGAAGGGGACGACGACGACCAAAAUCCAAAUGGAUGGGAUCCCGGUGAUGUGGAGCACGCAGCACAGACAAUUCCUCGGGAUAACGGAGAGGGAGCUGUGGAUUUUGACCACCUCUCCCGUUGUCCAGAACAUGUUUAGUCUCGUCAAUACGGUCCGUUUUGUGUGUUAUAUAUUAUACAUAUAAAAAAAAAUCACGGCUUAGACGGGUAACAAUUUUGACGUGUUCCACGUAUGAGGCUAAAUUCUUUGAAAAGGGCAAAGCCUGGUAUAAGUGGGACCUUCCCAGGCAAUACUCUGGAGUUAGACUGGUUUGGGGAGCAUUCGAUUGUGUUGCAUUUCUUUUUUUAACAAACAUUUCAAGGUCGGGUGUUGUUUUGUUGGACAUCUUAGGCGAUUGUGGUUGUGAAAAGUUAACUUCGAAAAGUUAAGAAUCGCGAUGGUCUUUUUUUCCUCUCCCCCUUGAUUUUGUAUUCCACU
Molecule: messenger RNA, 5260 nt
Organism: Callorhinchus milii (elephant shark)
Lineage: Eukaryota; Metazoa; Chordata; Chondrichthyes; Chimaeriformes; Callorhinchidae
Product: mucin-5AC
Biological process (GO): transcription initiation at RNA polymerase II promoter; DNA-templated transcription
Cellular component (GO): transcription factor TFIID complex
Molecular function (GO): RNA polymerase II general transcription initiation factor activity; DNA binding; protein heterodimerization activity
Source: RefSeq, a predicted model, not a curated record